Acipenser ruthenus (sterlet) is the source of this 2546-nucleotide messenger RNA. Its product is annotated as probable ATP-dependent RNA helicase DDX49. The record is from RefSeq and is a predicted model, not a curated record. Lineage: Eukaryota; Metazoa; Chordata; Actinopteri; Acipenseriformes; Acipenseridae. Gene Ontology annotation, molecular function: nucleic acid binding; ATP binding; RNA helicase activity. The coding region runs from base 174 to 1613 and encodes 479 amino acids. The transcript is spliced from 13 exons.
CCACCCACACAGCGAGCAGCCACAUGAUGACGUAUUGGCUGUGUAUAAUGUAUGCGACGCUAGAGUAAGCAUCACGCGUUUACAGUUUGGGUUAAAGCGAGCGCUUGUCUGUCCUGGUAAAUAACUCCGCUCAGUAAACGAUAUUUUAGGAGCCUGACAACUUGGAUGUAAAGAUGUCGGAUUUCUCAGCUCUGGGGCUGUCGGAGUGGCUGUCACAGCAGUGCAGACAGAUGGGCAUAAAUAAACCGACUCCAGUCCAGCAGAGCUGUGUGCCGGCGAUAUUAGAAGGUCGGGACUGCAUGGGCUGUGCAAAAACUGGCAGUGGAAAGACGGCUGCGUUCGUCCUGCCAGUGCUGCAGAAACUGUCCGAGGACCCCUACGGGAUAUUCUGUCUGGUGCUUACGCCCACAAGGGAGCUGGCGUAUCAGAUUGGAGAGCAGUUCCGAGUACUGGGAAGGCCACUGGGACUGAGGGACUGUGUCGUAGUGGGAGGAAUGAAUAUGGUAGCACAGGCCCUGGAACUCUCCAAAAAGCCUCACGUUGUCAUAGCAACCCCCGGGAGACUGGCAGACCAUAUCAGAAGUUCCAACACCUUCAACAUGAGAAAACUCCGCUUCCUGGUUCUGGAUGAAGCUGACAGACUCCUAGAACAAGGCUGUACAGAUUUCACCAAAGACUUGGAGGUGAUCCUGGGAGCUGUUCCUGCUAAAAGACAGACUUUGCUGUUCAGUGCCACCUUAACAGACACCCUGCAGGAGCUGAAGAGCAUAGCCCUGAACAAGCCCUUCUACUGGGAGUCUCAGUCUGAGGUGCGCACGGUCGAUGAACUGGACCAGAGGUACAUUCUUGUUGCUGAGAAAGUGAAAGACGCUUACCUCGUGCGUUUGAUUCAGAAAUUUCAGACCGAACAUGAAGACUGGUCUAUCAUGAUCUUCACCAGCACUUGCAAAAAUUGUCAAAUCCUGAACAUGAUGCUUCGAGAAUUCAGCUUCCCGUCUGUGGCUCUCCACUCCAUGAUGAAACAGAAACAGAGAUUUGCAGCUCUGGCGAAAUUCAAGUCCAGCAUUUUCAAGAUCCUCAUUGCAACUGAUGUAGCUGCCAGGGGUUUGGACAUCCCCACUGUUCAGGUUGUGAUCAAUCACAACACCCCUGGCCUGCCCAAAAUCUACGUGCACCGCGUCGGCAGGACGGCCCGCGCAGGGCGACACGGUGUUUCCAUUACACUGGUGACCCAGUACGAUAUUCACCUCGUUCACGCCAUUGAAGAGCAAAACAAAGCCAAGCUGAAGGAAUUCUCCGUGGCGGAGAGUGAGGUGCUGAAGAUCCUGACCCAGGUGAACGUGACGAGGAGAGAAUGUGAGAUUAAACUGGAAUCGUCGGACUUUGAUGAGAAGAAGGAAAUCAACAAAAGAAAGCAAAUGAUUCUGGAAGGAAAAGACCCAGACCUGGAAGAGAAAAGGAAAGCUGAACUGGAGAAAAUCCAUAAACAGAAGAGAAAGUUCAAGGAGAAGAUACAGGAGAAUCUGCAGAGACAGAAAGACAUUCUGCUGAAGAAGAAACUGCUGAAGAAAAAACGCAGGCAACAGAAACAAGAGGCAAAGGAGAAGCCAUGAGGGACUGGGGAACUUUUCCACAUGGAUCGGGUCUGCUUUGGGUCCAGAUUGACAACAUUAAACCAGCAACUAAAAAUUCCAGUCCAUUAAAGAUCAAUUUCUUAUAGUACCCUUUAACAGGCAUUGGGACAUUUUACAGAAUGACUUGGUGGGUCAUUUAUUGUUCAGUUUACACCAAAAGAUCCUGCAAUAGUGACUAAAAUGCUGUUUGUUAAUAUUUUGUCAUGUCUGAUAAUCUAGUUGCUGUGACCCCUGCAUUUACUGGAGAUCUGAUUUUGUGCAGAGUUCAGUCAGUUUUAAGUUUUAAAUUGGAUUCUUUAUCUCAAGCGUGUACACAAGUUCAGGCUGAAGAGAAGAGGCUGGUUUGUCCAGUGUAAAACCCUGUACGGUCCUGGAAUUGCAGUACUGAUUUUAACACGAAAUGCUUUAUAUCUAUCAGUAACUUCUGAAAUGAACUUAUUGAAGUCUGUAAACCAGUAAUACGUUGACAGCUUCCAGUGUAUUGCACACACUUUGUUUUCCAUUGGGUUUCCUUCCUGCUUUUGUGUAUUUAAGUAAAUAUUUCCAUGGUAGAAAUGGGGUUAAAAGCAGCUGUUUAGAUCAUGCCAUAACAAAACAAGUGCCCCUUGCUGAGUGGAAUAGGCCUUUAACUGUCCAUCUGUCAGCAAGCUCUGUAAUGGCCUUCUUAUUUGAAACGGGUUUCGUGGGGUUGGUUCUUUGUGUCAAAGGGCAUAAAGGCACUUCCCAGGUUACACUUUCACGCCUCAGUUUCACAGCGACAGUUUCACCAGUUUGACUCUUUCUGUGAAAACCACAGCAUCAUACAUUUAAAAAAAAAAAAAAAAAAAAAAAGAUAAUGUUAAUGCAGAUUUGUUUUUUCAUGGUUUGGAAGAAAAUGUUUCUCUCAAAAUAAAAUGAUAUAUAAUGAUAAAA